AUGGGAUACGAUAGGCUCCGACCAUCCGAACCUGGAGGCUCUGGACUUCCUCAGCUACAACAACUACCUCAUGAAGAACCCAGAGCUAAAAACCACAAGAAAAAGCUUCUUAUAGUUUCAGUUGUUGCCCUGGCUAUGAUCAUUAUCUCGGCUGUUUGUGCUGGGCUUGUAAUUGGGCUCCGUAAAGGAGGCGCCGACCCAGUUGGCACCCAAAUCCGCCGGAAGCCCACCCAAGCGAUGUCCAGGACCUGUAGCAAAACUCGGUUCCCCAACCUCUGCGUCAACUCACUCCUGGACUUCCCUGGCUCACUCACUGCCAAUGAGGAAGACCUCGUCCACAUUUCCUUCAAUAUGACGCUGCAGCACUUUAGCAAGGCUCUUUAUACGACCACGUCCAUCUCCUACGUUCAGAUGGAUCCACGUGUACGGUCGGCAUACGACGACUGCCUCGAGCUUCUUGAAGAUUCCAUCGACGCCCUCUCCCGUUCCCUCUUCUCCGUCGUUCCUUCUCAGGACGGCAAUGCUAAUAAUAAUAAUGUUAAGGCCGGGACAAAUCAGGACGUGAUGACGUGGCUUAGCGCAGCGUUGACAAACCAGGACACGUGUUCGGAGGGAUUCGAGGGAGUGAGCGGGGCGGUGAAGGAUCAAGUGGCAGAGAAAAUGAAGGACUUGUCCGAACUCGUGAGCAACUGCUUGUCGAUUUUUGCUGCGAGUGGCGGAGACGAUUUCGCAGGAGUGCCGAUACAGAACAGGAGAUUGUUGGCUACGGAUGACGACAUAUCGGGAGAAAUUAUCGAUGACGAGAAUUUCCCGAAAUGGCUGGGGAGGAAAGAGAGGGAGCUGCUGGACACUCCCGUGUCGACGAUCCAGGCAGACAUCAUCGUUUCGAAAGACGGAAACGGCACCGUUAAGACGAUUACCGAGGCGAUUAAGAAGGCGCCGGAGUAUAGUGCUCGGCGGAUCAUCAUUUACGUGAGGGCAGGAAGGUACGAAGAGAGUAAUUUGAAGGUGGGGAGGAAGAAGAUCAACUUGAUGUUUAUAGGUGACGGCAAGGGUAAAACAGUGAUUACUGGAGGGAACAGUGUAUUUGACAACAUGACGACAUUCCACACCGCUGCCUUCGCGGCAACUGGAGCUGGUUUUAUUGCAAGAGACAUGACAUUUGAGAACUGGGCUGGACCAGCCAAGCACCAGGCGGUGGCACUUCGCAUUGGGGCAGACCAUGCCGUGGUGUACAGGUGCAACGUCAUUGGAUACCAAGACACCUUAUACACUCACUCCAAUCGCCAGUUUUACCGUGAAUGUGACAUAUACGGGACGGUGGAUUUCAUCUUCGGUAACGCCGCUGUGGUACUCCAAAACUGUAGCAUUUACGCCCGGAAGCCCAUGCCCCUCCAGAAGAACACCAUCACAGCCCAAAACCGAAAGGACCCCAACCAAAACACAGGUAUUUCCAUCCAUGCGUGUCGGAUCCUACCCACGUCCGACCUCGUGGCGGCCAAAGGAAGCUUCCAAACGUAUCUAGGACGUCCGUGGAAGUUGUACUCCAGGACUGUGUUCAUGUUAUCGUACAUGAGUGACCACAUUCACCCUAGGGGAUGGCUGGAGUGGAAUGCUACGUUUGCCUUGGAUACACUAUAUUAUGGUGAAUACAUGAAUUCUGGGCCGGGUGCGGCAGUUGGGCAACGGGUCAGAUGGCCCGGGUAUAGGGUCAUCACUUCAGAGAUUGAAGCAGGCAAAUUCACCGUGGGACAGUUUAUUUAUGGAUCGUCAUGGUUACCAUCAACUGGGGUUGCUUUCCUGGCUGGCCUACAAGUUUAAAAUUUUAAAAUAUUUCUUACCCCUUUUUCUUUUUUAGUUUUUAAUUGUAUGAAAUAUAAUUUUUAUCUUUCUAAUUUUUUUCCAUGAUAUGGUAAUAAGGGUCGCCUGUUCUCGUUGAUUUAACUCCAAACAUGUUAUAGAAGCCUAGAGUCUUAAGAAUUACUACUACUGCUGCUAAUAUAUUACUUUUUUUUUUUAAUUUGUAAUUAUAAAUUCCAUACGUAAUCAAAAUGGUGUUGUAAUAAGGAAAUGAUGUUAA
Molecule: messenger RNA, 2080 nt
Organism: Theobroma cacao (cacao)
Lineage: Eukaryota; Viridiplantae; Streptophyta; Magnoliopsida; Malvales; Malvaceae
Product: Plant invertase/pectin methylesterase inhibitor superfamily
Biological process (GO): cell wall modification
Molecular function (GO): enzyme inhibitor activity; pectinesterase activity
Source: RefSeq, a predicted model, not a curated record